CGGUACCAGGAAACAGCGGCAGAGUGAGCCCUCCUCUCUUCCCCCUCCUCUCCGGCUCCCAUCAGGACUCCUGUUAGUCACAUGACAGAGCUGGGAAAACCUCCUGACUCCCCGCUCCUCCUCUCCUCCCCUCGCCCCGUCAGUCGACUGUUUUCUCGCUGUCUGUCGGUGUGUGUGUCGGUUAGCCUUCAUCACAAUCAGCCGCAGGAACCGCGCGAACAUGGCGGACACAGCCAGGGACCCUCCACCGGAGCAAACCGACUUCGAGGAGCUGGAGGACGGAGAGGACCUGUUCCCGGAGCCGGCCGCCACACUGGAGUCAGAACCAGCCAGUCUACCUGCUGAAGACAUCAGCACCAACUCAAACGGACCCAAACAAGAUUCACUAUUCGAUGACGACCCAGAGGACCUGUUUGCAGAAGCCACAGAGGAGGUUUCGUUGGACAGUCCGGAGAGAGACGUCCUGCUGUCCGACGGUCCGUCCCCCGCCAUCACCCCCAUCACCCCUCCCACCUCGGUCAUCACCCCCUGCAUCGGCCACGCCCACGACGACAUGUUCACACACUCCUCCUUCGACGAGAUUGAAGAGGAGGAGGGCGGGGAUUCGUUCGACAUGCACAUAUCAGUGUCUGACCCUGAGAAAGUUGGUGAUGGGAUGAAUGCGUACAUGGCCUACAAAGUGACCACCAAGACCUCCAUGUCUCUGUUUAAGCGUAAUGAGUUUUCAGUAAAAAGGCGUUUCAGUGACUUCCUGGGUCUGCACAGUAAACUGGCCUCCAAGUACCUGCACAUAGGCUACAUCGUCCCCCCUGCUCCGGAGAAAAGCAUCGUGGGGAUGACCAAGGUGAAGGUGGGGAAGGAGGAUCAGUCGUCCAACGAGUUUGUGGAGAAGAGGAGGUCGGCGCUGGAGAGGUAUCUGAUGAGAACAGUGAAACAUCCCGUCCUGCUGAAGGAUCCUGACGUCCUGCAGUUCCUGGAGAGCUCAGACUUGCCGCGGGCGGUCAGCACUCAGGCUCUGAGCAGCGCUGGACUCCUCCGAAUGGUCAACAAGGCCGCUGACGCCGUCAACAAGAUGACCAUCAAGAUGAACGAGUCAGACGCCUGGUUCGAGGAGAAGCAGCAGCACUUUGAGAAUCUGGACGUUCAGCUGAGGAAACUUCACGCCAGCGUGGAGUCUCUGGUCUGUCACAGGAAAGAGCUCUCUGUGAACACAGCACAGUUUGCCAAGUCGGCGGCCAUGUUGGGGAACAGCGAGGACCACACGGCUCUGUCUCGAGCUCUGUCCCAGCUGGCGGAGGUGGAGGAGAAGAUCGACCAGCUGCACCAGGACCAGGCCAACGCAGACUUCUACCUCUUCUCUGAGUUACUGGGCGACUACGUCCGCCUCAUCACCGCCGUCAAGGGUGUGUUCGACCACCGUAUGAAGACGUGGCAGAAGUGGCAGGACAGUCAGAUGCUCCUGCAGAAGAAACGAGAAGCUGAAGCCAAACUGCAGUUCACCAACAAACCAGACAAACUGCAGCAGGCGAAAGACGAGAUCAAAGAGCUGGAGGGGAAGGUCCAGCAGGGAGAGAGAGACUUUGAACAAAUCUCCAAAACCAUCCGCAAAGAAGUCAGCAGGUUUGAGAAAGAGAGAGUGAAGGACUUUAAAACAAUCAUUAUCAAAUACCUGGAGUCACUGGUUCAGACACAACAGCAGCUGAUAAAAUACUGGGAGGCCUUCUUACCCGAGGCCAAGGCCAUCUCAUAGAGUCCACACACACACAACAGACAGUCCUGGUCAAACUACACUACCCAUACUGCACCUGUCCUCCUGGGUCUCCCUCCUCCUCCUCCUCCUGAUGCCCCAGAGUGAAGAAGAGAAGUGAGACAGCGAACCAGCUCCAAGUGACAUUUUCACAACAUCGACAAAACUCUUGAUUCCACCAUCUUUUAUUUCUCUGACCUCUGUGCUGCGUUCAGGUCCCGUCAGAGUAACUGUUGUCAGGAACCACAUGAUGCAUUCACAACAAUGAUACUAACAACGAUAACUCACUCGUACUCUUUCCUUCUUGCUGAUGUCAAAAGUUAAAUGUUUCAUCAUCUGAAAACCUGCAGUGAAUGUUAUUUUCAUUUUCCUGUACGACUUGAACGCAGCACGGCGUAAGGCCCAGGUGACGGCUUUCCUCUCCACACAAACACACUGAUGUGGUGUCAGUUUUUACAUUCAGAGCACUUUGAUCACCAGACACGAGGGGAAAGAGAAGUGUUGUUGUUUUUUUAUAUAUAAUCUCAAAGUUUCUCAACAAAGACGAUGUCUACGCUCUGAGGUAAAGACUUUUUAUUCCCACAUAAUUCAAGAAUUUAACACCUUAAAUUUAAGCCUCACUUACUGUCUUUUUCCAGGGCUUUUGACUGUAUCCCACUGCCUUCUUCAGUAAAUAAGAUGGACUCUGGCGUGACAUAAAGGUGGUCGUAUACGGGUGGAGGUUGUAACUCCUCCAUCCUGUAGAAAGCUGUGGGAUAUGGUCAAAAACUCAUUAAAAACCCAGUAAGUGAACCUUGAAUUCACGAGUUCUCUGAUUGGAUGAUUUCCGCAGCAGUGCUCCCUGGGAGUUGUAGUGGAUUUCUCUCCAAACACAGCUGAACCUUUGACUUUUUUGAAACCGAGAAUGUGAAAAUGAGCAGAACUUUUUCUGUAGGACCCCUGAACGCCACAUUUAACCCCACCCUCACCUGUCUGCUUCAUCAGCUGUUAAACAUAAUAAUCCACAAACAUUUUUUUUUUAUUUUACCCAGCAGCACCGGUUCUUUUCUCUGGGGAAUGUAGCUGUUUCUAGAACAGCACAUAAACUUUAUCCACUAAAACAGAAACAAAGUCAGAAUAUCGUUGGUUUUAUUUUAGGAACUUGAGCUGUGAAACUGAUCUGGAGUCAGUGAUGAAGGACGACUGACUGCAUCCUCUCUUAUUUUGUCUCUUGUACUUCCUGUCACCUGUUCGGCCCCCUCACUUCCCCUCACGCCCUCCCUUUCAAAACAAGAGCCCUUUGUUUUUGUUGCUGUAUGAUCGUGAGUGAAGGCAACGUUUUCUGUCUCCGUCCUCUUUGAGCCAAUGAGAGCAGAGAAGGAAGAAAGUCACCCUCUGGUUCAGUUCACUGCUGCUGUCGAUGAACGUUUCCAAACCUUUUCCUCUGCCUGAAACGGCUCCAUUAAUUCCCACAGUUAAUAAGAGUAAACUCUCCGUAGAAUGAUCUGUAUCCUCUGACCUGUGGAAGUUAUAAAUGCUCUUUACUGUCUCUCCACCACAACUGAAACCAUUCAUUGGUUACUGUUAUCAUGACCAGAUUAAAGGGACUGACCGGCUAAGCUAAUAAAAUAAGACAGAGAUUAACACUGGAGCGUCACUUCAGGCCGUGGUACCAGAGACCAGGUCCACAGAUACGUCUACAUAUUUGCGAUUUGUUGUAUAGAAAUAUAAUUUCUAGGAGACCGAGUUGCUCACUGAUGAUUCGACAGUCAGACCAAAGUUAAAGGAGUGAAGAAAUAAACUGAUCUGAGUCACAUUCGAGUUCAGAACCUGCAGCGUGAACAGAACCUCGGUGGUUUUCUUCCUCAUGCUCAGUUUGCACCAAAGAGGAAACGCUGAUGUUCUGAAUUUCAUUUUAUUCAAUGUAACAGAAAGUGAAGGAAUGAAACAGCUUGUUAGCAUCUUCUGAGCAUUUUGAGUUUUGGCAGCUUGUGAUGCUGACGAGUUGUUUUCACUGCAGACGAAGGAUUUUUCUUCUGAAGGAGACUGAACUGAAGCUGAAGUUCAGAGGUGAUGAAGUAGCUCCAGGUGGAAGUGAGUGUGUGUCAGGUGACAGUGUGUGUCCGUCCAGAGAGCAGCUUCUUCAGGCUGUGAGGAUUAUCUUUGCCGGCUGUCUCUCGUCCUGUUGAUCAGCGUGAGGGCUGCAGUUUGAAAUAUUUAACUGCAAAUUCUACAGAAUCUUUUCCUUGAUUUUUUUUAUUUCUGUUAAAUUCAAAGCACAUUUCAUUAUCAGAUUAUAAUCCAACAAACUGAAUCUAUCAGAAGCAUUUUCAUCUCAGAUUAAAGUUGAUUUUAAAGAUGGAAAUAUUUUAGAUUUUUUUACUUUAAGUGCUCAGCCUUCAUCCCCACUGCUCUUCGAUCUUAAAUCAUAUAACACACUGUGUCAAUUGCUACCUUUUGUAUUUUAUUCCAUGGUUUAUUUCCCACUUUAUGUUGCCACCUAAUGGUGCGCAAUGUUUGGAAGUUUUCAGUUGAUUGGUUUUGUUUUUAUUUUGACAGAUGAUGAAAUGCUUUAUGUGAGCAAAUUUUUUUAAACUUUUGGUUUGGCGUGACAUUCCGCGGCAGAGCUGAUGUUUGAGUACUUUAAUUAUAAUAAAGGAAUGUAUCUCA
Lates calcarifer (barramundi perch) is the source of this 4396-nucleotide messenger RNA. It is a transcript of the gene snx2, whose product is annotated as sorting nexin 2. The record is from RefSeq and is a predicted model, not a curated record. Gene Ontology annotation, molecular function: phosphatidylinositol binding. Gene Ontology annotation, biological process: early endosome to Golgi transport. Lineage: Eukaryota; Metazoa; Chordata; Actinopteri; Centropomidae. The transcript is spliced from 15 exons. Bases 221 to 1750 code for a protein of 509 amino acids. Gene Ontology annotation, cellular component: endosome membrane; endosome.